Molecule: messenger RNA, 3589 nt
Organism: Anoplophora glabripennis (Asian longhorned beetle)
Lineage: Eukaryota; Metazoa; Arthropoda; Insecta; Coleoptera; Cerambycidae
Product: WD repeat-containing protein 47
Exons: 12
Coding region: 280-3078 (932 amino acids)
Molecular function (GO): protein binding
Source: RefSeq, a predicted model, not a curated record
AUUUCAGAUGAUUCAUCAGUUAAACUAUGAUUAACUAAGGUAAUUUCCGAAUCGGUAUAAUCGAAACUGCUUUUGCGAACAGUUCCUCUUUAGUAAUUCCCUUUUCUUCGAAUCUGAGAGGUCGAUGACAGAGCAAUCUCACAGAAGAAAUGUCAACUUCUUUAGUCAAAAUCACAAAUGGUUGCGGUGUGUUUACAAUUUGAUAGUAUGUGAUAAAUAGUGUAAAAUUUCGAGGAUAUUAAUUGGAUAUAUAUAAAAUAAUUGCAAAUUCGGUACGUCAUGCCGUCGGCCCGCCUCACCCUCCGCGAGGAGGACGUCGUUCGGCUGGCUCUGGAAUUCCUCCACAACCGCGAGCUGCACAUCUCCCAGCUCAGCCUCGAACGGGAGACGGGCGUGAUCAACGGCAACUACUCCGACGACGUGCUCUUCCUGCGCCAACUCAUCCUCGACGGCCAGUGGGACGACGUACUGGAAUUCAUCCAGCCGCUGGAGGCGCUCAAAGCUUUCGACAUGCGCAGGUUCAGCUACGCCAUCCUCAAGCACAAGUACAUAGAGCUGCUGUGCAUCAAGUCAGAAGCUAAUGUACAAGGCAGUAGCGUGGACAACGCGGUGGAGGAAGUAGUGAAGGUGCUGAACGAACUAGAAAAAUACUCCCCCUCCAAGGAGGACUACUCGACGAUGUGCCUCCUGCUGACCCUACCGCGUCUCUCCGACCACCUCCAAUACAAAGACUGGAACCCGAGCAACGCGCGCGUCCAGUGUUUCCGCGAAGUGUACCCCCUCGUCGCCGAGUUCCUUCCGGGCGACCGGAAGUCCGCGGACGCGAACGCCAACACGUGCGCCAAGAACGACCGUCUCAUCCAGCUCAUCAUCAAGGGCAUCCUGUACGAGUCAUGCGUGAACUACUGCCAGGCUAAGGCCACGGGCAGCCCGGAGACGCAGUCGCAGGAGAUGAGCUUCAGCAGGCUGCUGGACGGUAGCGUGGGAUUCAGUGAUUCCGACUUGAGUUUGCUGUCGUGGCUGCAGAGCGUGCCGCCAGAGACGUUUUCGGUGCCGUUCGAGCAGCGCACGCUCAACGUUGACGUGGAGAGACUCGAGAGGCCCUCGUUGGAGACCUCGUGGACUGAGCACAUGUUAGUCACUCCCAUCAAGCCAAAGACCUUCCCCCACUCGGCGAUGCCGUUCACGCGGCCCCGUUCCGCAGCCGACAUCAUGACCCGCUCGCUGAUGCCGGUGUUGGACGGGUUGCCGUACGGCCUGGCGCACGGCGGCACCGCCGGAGCUGCCGCCAUCAACGGCAACCCCCGCCUGAUGGCGCUCAGCACGGGCGACAUCAGCCUCAACGGGCCCAUGUCCAGGAGUAGCUUCGCCAGCUUCCACCUCACAGGUAUUAAGAACAACAAACUGAUGAACACAUCGGUGGACAGGUUGUUCGAAAACGAAGGCGAGGUGUUCCUGAGCAACAGCUAUGCCGAGUUCCAACAGCUGCCUUCCAUCCAGGAACAGACCAGCACCCCCAAGAUCCACUCGAACACCCUACCCACCAUACACACGAAGAGUCCCGAGAGGAAGGUCUCGAACGCCUCAACCCCAGAGCACAGGGGCAGGGAGAGCCCUGCUUCGAUGGGAACGGCAAGGUCUUCUAGAAGGGAUUCCCUCAACGAGAGACCCACCGCAACACAAAGCAUCGUCCUCACGACACCCGCGGAAAGUAUUCCCAAUCUGGAUCACAGUUUUUCCGGGGAGUUGGUGAAGGAAUUCCAAAAGACUAAGCAGAAGCUGCAGGAGGCGCUGGCGUUGAGAGAAAGGGAGAGAGAGGAACUGAUUAAGCAGAUUAACAACGAGAAUAGCAAAUAUGUGGAAGAAUGUAAACAAAACGUGAACAAGCCAGUUAAUGGUAGCACCGUUCCCAGUAGGAAUACGUCUUCACCGCGACCCAAUGUUAAUGGCAAUGGCGACGUCUAUAGAGGACCGUCGAGGACCAACGAGCCUGACCCCAGAGGACUCCAGGAGGGGCACUACGAUGCGGUCAAGACCACCCCAAGAAACGCUAACGACGUAGACAACGGCGAGGGUAGUGGAAACCGCCCCAAAUUCGUCGCCGUCACGUCCCUGGAGGAUGUCCAAGCAGUCAGAUGCGCCGAAUUUCACCCAGGCGGACAACUUUACGCCGUGGGUUCCAAUUCCAAGACGCUCAGAAUAUGCGCAUACCCAAAACUCACCGACCUCAGGGAAGACCAUCAGACCUACCAGCCCAUGGUCCUCUUCAAGAGGACGAAGCACCACAAGGGCUCCAUCUACUGCCUCGCCUGGUCGCCAGUAGGCGACCUUAUGGCCACCGGUUCGAACGACAAGACGGUUAAACUGAUGAGAUUCAACUCCGACACGUCGAACCUGGAGGGCGAAGAGAUAGAGCUCACCAUGCACGACGGCACGAUCAGGGACCUGUGCUUCCUCGAGGAUACCACGAACAAAUCCAGCCUUCUGAUCAGCGGUGGCGCUGGCGAUUGUAAGAUAUACGUCACGGACUGCGCCACCGGGACCCCCUUCCAAGCUCUCAGCGGGCACACAGGUCACAUUUUGUCGUUGUACACCUGGGGAGGUGCAAUGUUCGUCAGCGGCUCCCACGACAAGACCGUCCGCUUCUGGGACCUGAGGACGAGAGGCUGCGUGAAUAUGGUUACUCCAGUAACUGUCCCCGGCACCAGGCAGGGCUCCCCCGUGGCCAGCCUCUGCGUAGACCCCUCGGGCAGACUCCUGGUCUCCGGACACGAGGACAGCUCCUGCGUCUUGUACGACAUAAGGGGUGGGAGGAACGUGCAAUGCUUCAAGCCACAUUCCGCCGACGUGAGGUCCAUCAGGUUCUCGCCAUCGGCGUAUUAUUUGCUCUCGGCGGGAUACGACAAUAAAUUGGUACUUACCGAUUUGCAAGGUGACUUGACCCUGCCACUGCCGAGCGUGGUGGUGGCUCAGCACCAGGACAAGGUAAUCUCGGGACGUUGGCACCCCUCGGAGUUCUCCUUCCUGUCCACCUCGGCCGACAAAACCGCAACCCUCUGGGCCCUGCCGCCAAUCUAACCCUUUCCGAUUAAAAUCAAUUUGUUAAUCAAUAAGUCUGAACUAACCAAUACUCAUUUUUAAAUAAAAAAUAUUUACGUUGCACAUGAGUAAUGUUUAGAGGUACUUUACGUUCUACCUUUAUUAAAAACAAAAAAAAAACGGCGGGGGUCCGCGAGAGGGUCUCUAGGCUUGGAACUCAUCGUUAGCUCUCGUAACGACUAGAAUCUCUGCACAAGACGUCUCUUGAAAAAAUUUUACGAGUCUGUUUGUCUCUUUUGCCUUGUUAGCGUUAUUUAUGAAUUACAUUAUUAAAAUUUACUAUUAUACUGUAAUGUAAUAACUGUAUAUAUACCCUAAACUUAUUUUUGAAGCUUUUGUAUAAAAAUUAAACUAUUAAUGUACGCGUUAUUUAUGUUAUGUCAGUGUUAUGAAAAGUGACUAUAAUAUACGAUGAGAUAAUUAUGUUGUACUUUAAAUCUGUUAAGUUACGUGACUUUUUAAUAAUUUCACAAUAAAUUAUAGAAUGGAA